Penicillium alfredii is the source of this 1662-nucleotide messenger RNA. RefSeq lists its product as uncharacterized. The transcript is spliced from 2 exons. Lineage: Eukaryota; Fungi; Ascomycota; Eurotiomycetes; Eurotiales; Aspergillaceae. Bases 1 to 1662 code for a protein of 553 amino acids. The record is from RefSeq and is a predicted model, not a curated record.
AUGAACUCGCCGACUCAUACUCUAGAUCCAGAUGGUGAAGUGAUCAUCAUAUUGCGCAAUGCGAACAGUCCGUUUGCACAAGUGGAUGAAAACCUAUCUACUGGUACGGACUCCAACACCUUUCCGUGGUUGUUUGGUAAUGUCCAAAGUUCUCAUGGGGUGACCGAUGUGUCGAGAUUCGCUAUUCAAGAGCCUAUUCAAGAACCUAUUCAAGAGCCUAUUCAAGAGCCUGAGCUGAGUCCGAAGGAAAAGAGGAGGAAAAGGAAGAAGGAAAAGAAAAGUAAGUCUGGCGUGAAUCCGAGUGCUCUUGAGUUCCUUUUGCUAAAUGAAGAGCUCAUUUUUGAAGAGGCUGCUGCUGAAGAACACCCCGCCGAUAUGCCCGCUGUUGACGAGGCUGCUGCUGAAGAAUACGCCACUGCGCCUGCUGUUGACGAGGCUGCUGCUGAAGAAUACGCCACUGCGCCUGCUGUUGAAGAGGCUGCUGCUGAAGAAUACGCCACUGCGCCUGCUGUUGACGAGGCUGCUGCUGAAGAAUACGCCGCUGCGCCUGCUGUUGACGAGGCUGCUGCUGAAGAAUACGCCACUGCGCCUGCUGUUGACGAGGCUGCUGCUGAAGAAUACGCCACUGCGCCUGCUGUUGACGAGGCUGCUGCUGAAGAAUACGCCACUGCGCCUGCUGUUGACGAGGCUGCUGCUGAAGAAUACGCCGCUGCGCCUGCUGUUGACGAGGCUGCUGCUGAAGAAUACGCCACUGCGCCUGCUGUUGACGAGGCUGCUGCUGAAGAAUACGCCACUGCGCCUGCUGUUGAAGAGGCUGCUGCUGAAGAAUACGCCACUGCGCCUGCUGUUGACGAGGCUGCUGCUGAAGAAUACGCCGCUGCGCCUGCUGUUGACGAGGCUGCUGCUGAAGAAUACGCCGCUGCGCCUGCUGUUGACGAGGCUGCUGCUGAAGAACACCCCGCCGCUGCGCCCGCUGAAGAGGAUUUUGCUAAAUCAGCGGUCAGCAGUUGCUUACGUAUUCAAGUGUCUGCGAAACAUUUGAUGCUUGCCUCUUCAGUUUUUAAAAAAAUAUUGACCGGUGGCUGGAAAGAAAGCAUAACCUACUUUCAAAAAGGUUCAGUUGAGGUCACUGCAGAAAGCUGGGAUAUUGAAGCACUCAUGAUUCUUCUUCGGGCUAUUCAUGGUCAAUACUAUCUUAUACCCAGAAGACUGACCGUGGAAAUGCUCGCCAAAGUUGCUGUUAUAGCAGAUUACUAUGACUGCAAGGAGGCUUUGCACUUCCUGAAAGAUAUGUGGAUCACGAACGCAGAAGAGGAUGUUCCUACAACGGCUUCUCGGGAUUUGAUUUUAUGGCUAUGGAUCGCCUGGUUUUUUCAACUCCCCUCCCAAUUCAAAUCAUCAACGUCUAUUGCUAUGUCCCAGAGCAAAGGUUUGAUCGAUACCCUGGGACUUCCGGUUCCAGACAAUAUCAUAGGGUGGUAUGAUUCCCCGAGAUAUUCGAGCUAUGGCAACAGUGCCCUGCACCGCUGCUCCGAUGCCUCCUUCACAUCCGUAUUCGGGAAACUGAAAGAUUCUCUUGAGGGGCUGGAACUGAAUCGGUUCACUGUUGGACAAUUUGAGAUCCCUGAGGUGCCUUCGAAGGGAUCCUUUCACUUUGGAUAG